Messenger RNA from Fukomys damarensis (Damara mole-rat), 617 nucleotides. RefSeq names its product ladybird homeobox 2 (gene Lbx2). NCBI's taxonomy places the organism in Eukaryota, Metazoa, Chordata, Mammalia, Rodentia, Bathyergidae. Bases 33 to 617 code for a protein of 194 amino acids. Gene Ontology annotation, molecular function: DNA binding. The record is from RefSeq and is a predicted model, not a curated record. The transcript has 2 exons.
CGGGCGGCGGAACCACAACAUCCCGGUGGGCCAUGAAUUCGGGACGCCAGCCUCGGACACCCUUCAGCAUUGCAGACAUUCUAGGCCCGUGCACGGUGCCCCGAGCACCCUCUGCGCCACGGCUUCCAGAGCCCAGCCCGGGUCCCACGUCACCGCUGUGCGCGCUGGAGGAGCUGACCAGUAAAACCUUCUGCGGACUGGACGGGCGCGGCCUCCCGCAACCCUCUGAAGACAAGGCCGCCUCCCCCGUGCUGGGGCCUGGUUCCGCGGGCCGCAAACGGCGCAAAGCACGCACUGCGUUCACCGCGCAGCAGGUGCUGGAGCUGGAGCGGCGAUUCGUCUUCCAGAAGUACUUGGCACCAUCAGAGCGCGACGGCCUGGCUGCGCGACUCGGCCUGGCCAACGCGCAGGUUGUCACUUGGUUCCAGAAUCGCCGUGCCAAGUUCAAGCGCGACGUGGAGGAGAUGCGAGCCGAUGUGGCCUCGCUACGCGCAUUGUCCCCUGGAGUCCUGUGCCGCCUAGCGCUGCCCAGUGGUGUUCAAAGCCCUGGCGGCCUCCCCACUGGAUCUGACUCCGGGACCCACUUGUCAGACGAAGAGAUACAGGUAGACGAUUGA